AAGAGGUACAGUUGUUGGUUGAGUCACAACGUAGGCAUUGGGCAGAAGUUGGAUGUACACUUAUGGCUGAUGGUUGGACGGAUACUAGACAUAGGUCAUUGAUUAAUUUCCUUGUCUAUUGUCCUAGGGGAAUGGUAUUUGUAAAAUCAGUUGAUGCCUCUGAUAUUGUGAAGAGUACUAGAAACUUAUAUAAAUUGUUUGAUGAAGUAGUUACAUGGGUUGGUCCAAAAAACAUAGUUCACAUGGUUACCGACAAUGCUUCCAAUUAUGUAUCUGCUGGUAAAUUGUUGUGUGAAAAGUAUAAGACCAUUAGUUGGUCUCCUUGCGCAGCACAUUGCCUGAAUCUUGUGUUGCAGGAUAUGGGAGAAAUGCCUCAUGUGGAGAGACUUAAAAAACGUGCAUCCAAAGUUACAGUUUUUAUUUAUAAUCAUGUAGCUUUGAUUGCUUGGUUGAGGAAGAGACCUGGUUGGACAGAUAUUGUACGUGUAGGAGCAACAAGAUUUGCUACUACUUUUCUUUCAUUUGGAAGUCUUCAUGUGCAUAAGCAUGACUUGCAAGCCUUAGUGACUAGCAAGUUUUUUGUGGACAAUAGAUUGGCAAGAGAGUCAAAGGCAAAAGAAGUAGUUUCUAUCAUUUUAGAUAAUACUUUUUGGGAUGAUAUUAAUGUUCUUGUCAAGAUUUCAUCGCCGCUCAUUCGUUUGUUACGGAUUGUUGAUUCUGAUCAAAGGCCUGCAAUAGGAUAUGUGUAUGAGGGCAUGCAUAGAGCACGGUUGGGAAUCAAGAAGAUCUUCCGAAUGAAGAAGCACUUGUACAAGCCAUACACUUCAAUUAUAAAAAUUCGUUGGGACAAACAUUUGCGUAAAGAUCUUCAUGCUGCUGCAUAUUGGUUAAAUCCUGCUUUUCAGUAUGAUGAGGAGAAUUUUUGCCGGAAACCAGCAGUACAUAUGGCUGUUUUGGACUAUAUUGGGACAAAAUAUGAUGGUGACAAAGAGAAGGUUAUUAAGGAAACCCAAUAUUUUCGAGACCGCAUUGGGAGCUUUGAUAGAGAGCUUGCAUUGUCAACAAGCACAACCACUCAUCCAGAUGAAUGGUGGAAGUUGUGGGGUGCUGAUGCUCCAAACUUGCAAAAAUUGGCAAUUAGAAUCCUUAGCCAAACUUCCGCUUCUUCUGGAUGUGAGCGUUGUUGGAGUUUAUUUGACCAAAUACACUCUAAGAGAAGAAAUAGAUUGGAGCAUCAAAGGCUCAAUGAUCUUGUGUUUGUUCAUCAUAACUUGCGAUUGAAACAUAGGCUUUACAACAAAAAGUUUAAUUUUGACCCCAUUGAUUAUGCAAGUAUCGACAAAACCGAUUUUUGGGUAUUUGUGGAAGAGGAGGACCCAUAUCUUAAUUAUGAAGAGUUGGAGAAUGCAAUUUAUGAAGAGGGUGCAUAUCCAGCAAGUGAAGGGCCUUCUUCUAAUAUGGAAGAAUCUGUAGAUGAUAGCAGUGAGGUUGAAGGAAUUGAUUUGGGAACAUUUGGACAACCUGUUGGCCCUCCUCCUGGAUUUCCAGGGAAUGAUGAUGAGCAUGAUGAUUUAGACAUUGAUGAUUUAUGAUUU
Molecule: messenger RNA, 1595 nt
Organism: Quercus lobata
Lineage: Eukaryota; Viridiplantae; Streptophyta; Magnoliopsida; Fagales; Fagaceae
Exons: 4
Coding region: 63-1592 (509 amino acids)
Molecular function (GO): protein dimerization activity
Source: RefSeq, a predicted model, not a curated record